AUGUACAAUCAAAACAACCCAAACAACCCACCCAAACAUAACUCUUAUAGCUAUUAUCCACCACAACAACAUUCGGUUUCUCCACCUCCAUUACAACAUCCAAUUCCCACUCACCCACCAAUUCAAAUGGUCGAUCCUCCGGUCUCCUCACCUUCACCAACUACACAACAGAGAAUCACACACCAACACCAGAAUAUUCCACCUCCACCUCCGCACCAACAAGGACCAAACGAAUACAACGACGCGUGGAGAUUUAAUGAUGCUACAACACAAAUGGGAAUGCAAUUUGGGAGAACUGCAAUGAUGACAGGAAGUGAAUACGUCGAAAAAAAUAUCAAUCGAUAUGUUAAUUUUCCUGCUUUAAAACAUUAUUUUAAAGUAAAUAACUUGUACGUAGCAAACAAAAUCAGAUUGUUGUUAUUUCCAUGGAGACAUCGACCAUGGUCAAGGCUCGUUAAACGUUCUGAACAGAACGGACAAAUGGAAGGAUUUAAACCGCCCAGAGACGAUAUAAAUUCACCAGAUUUAUAUAUACCAGCGAUGGCACUGGUAACAUAUGUACUACUUACAGGGUUUGUUGCUGGAACUGAACACAAAUUUCAUCCGAAAGUUCUAGGAGGAAAUGCUACUACGGCAUCUCUCGUUAUGUUGAUAGAAUUGAUUCUUAUAAAGAUGGGUUGUUACCUAUUGAACAUCACAACUGAAACUCAGAUAUUGGAUUUAUUAGCGUAUUCGGGAUAUAAAUUUAUUGGUGUUAUCGUUACUCUUCUUGUUGGUUUAAUAGCACCUUUUUGGUUGGUGUCUGUAAUUUUCAUAUAUACCGUUGCGGCAAAUGGAUUUUUCUUGCUACGAUCACUUAGAUAUGUCGUUUUUCCUGAUUCCACAAAUACCGUUAAUAGUCCACAACGAAAAAAACGAAUUCAUUUUCUUUUCAUUGUAGCAACCCUUCAACUUGUUCUUAUGUAUUUACUUGUUUAG
Messenger RNA from Funneliformis mosseae, 978 nucleotides. The record is from the annotation of a GenBank genome assembly. NCBI's taxonomy places the organism in Eukaryota, Fungi, Glomeromycota, Glomeromycetes, Glomerales, Glomeraceae.